Molecule: messenger RNA, 1801 nt
Organism: Sander lucioperca (pikeperch)
Lineage: Eukaryota; Metazoa; Chordata; Actinopteri; Perciformes; Percidae
Product: peroxisomal succinyl-coenzyme A thioesterase-like
Exons: 9
Coding region: 302-1384 (360 amino acids)
Biological process (GO): fatty acid metabolic process; acyl-CoA metabolic process
Molecular function (GO): fatty acyl-CoA hydrolase activity
Source: RefSeq, a predicted model, not a curated record
UACGGCAGGAUAGAGAAGAGAAUAUUCCAUGUUCAGUUCGCAGAGCUUUUUCUUGAUGUCAUCAAACUGCUGACGUUUGAGGACAGUGCCAGCGCUGAAAUCAGGGAAGAUGUGGACGCGGUUGCCUUUAUACAUUAGUUCCGUCUUCUCACAUGAAUGACAUAGAAUUAGUUGUUUAUCCUGUAGGCUGAGGAAUUUCACCAGGAUUGGCCUUGGCCCAGCUUUCGGCACAUUCGUUUGUAACGUAGUAGGAGAACGAUUCUCUGCAUCCUCAAUUUUUUCAUGCAGAGGAUUAUCGACCAUGUCUGACACUGUGGCUCCAAUGCUCUCUGUGUUCCCCAGUCGGGCUCUGGUCGAUGAGAAUUUCAAGGUGGUGGUGGAGAAUCUGCCUCCAGGAUCUCCAGUGACACUUCACUCCCUCCACCAGUGUGAGGACAAGCACUACUGGGAGGCCUACGGACACUACAUCAGUAAUCACAGAGGAACAGUGUCUGUUACAGAUGAUUUGAGUUUUGGGGGAACGUACACAGGAAAAGAAGCCAUGGGUUUGUUGUGGAGUAUGCGUCCCGUCCCAGGCAGCCGCGAAGGCCUCAGGUUGAGGAAGAGGAACGUCUGCAGCCCCCUGCUGGUCAACAUCUCUGUCUACAGGGGACAUGUAGUGGAGGGCUUCAGGGAGCAGGCUCCUCUGGCCUCGUCGCUCACAGAGAGAUGGUACAUGGCUCCAGGGCUCCAGAGGAUUGAAAUCAGAGAGAAGGGAGUGAGAGGGACCCUGUUUCUACCUCCAGGUCCAGGUCCCUUCCCCGGCCUGUUGGACGUAUGGGGGGGUGGUGGAGGGCUGGUGGAGUAUCGUUCAGCCUUGCUGGGGUCUCAUGGUUAUGCUUCUUUGGCGCUGGAGUAUUUCGCCCCCGGCGAGCUGAAGUCAUCAGACUUAGAGUUCAACUAUUUUGAGACAGCGUUUAAUAUUGUGAAAGACCAUCCUCAAGUGAUGCCGGACAAAGUUGGAAUUUUUGGUCUUUCCCUCGGCGCCAGUUUGACCCUCCUGUUGGCAGCGGAGAGCAGCAUUAUCAAGGUGGGGAGAAUUAACUGUCCAGUUAUGGUGGUGAACAGCCAUGAUGAUCAGAACAUGGCCACAGUGGAGUCUUCUGAGGAUAUGGCCCAGAUGAUGCGUGCAGCAGGGAACCUGCACCUGCUGACCAGACUUUACUACCCUGAUGCUGGACAUCUGAUUGAGCCGCCAUACACACCUCACUUCAGAGCUACUAAGUUUGUAAAGGACACAAAAGAGAAAGUGAUAUUGCUGUGGGGAGGACAAACCAAACCCCAUUCAGACGCUCAGGAAGACUCCUGGAAGAAGAUCUUGGCUUUUCUGGAGCAGAAUCUGUAAUCCAGGGGUCCGUUUCAGGAAGGAGGUUUAACAAACUCUGAGUCUAACCCUGAUGUCUGGGUUGAUUUACCCUGAGAUGGGAAACUCUGAGUUUUUGGUUCCAGAACAGCUGAUAUGAGUUGGUUCAAUGAACUCCGAGUAUGUUCACGCACGUGCACCACCACAAUAAAAAGGCAGCAUGAAUGGAGCCAUGAUACUACGAUUCACCAUGGUAACAACCACAAACAAACAGAAAUACUCAUGCUGACAUACAACGAGUUUAAACAUGUAUUUCGUUAAAAAAGCAAGACAGUGGCUGCUGCUGCAACAGAGAGAAUUGUUGUGGGAGAAAAUUGCUGCUCGAGUCAAUGCAUAAGCAUUUACAGUGCAUACAUUUCAUAUAAUCACAGUUAUAAUAUUACUGGUGAAAACUGGAAU